Molecule: messenger RNA, 2048 nt
Organism: Oryzias melastigma (Indian medaka)
Lineage: Eukaryota; Metazoa; Chordata; Actinopteri; Beloniformes; Adrianichthyidae
Product: putative GPI-anchored protein pfl2
Exons: 9
Coding region: 199-1200 (333 amino acids)
Source: RefSeq, a predicted model, not a curated record
UCUCCCUCAGCUGCAGGUGAGAGUUUCCACUUGUUACGUUGCAGUGCUGUCAGCAGGAAGUAAAAGGGGAGGCGACGGAGAAAGCAACUGAAAAAGCAAGCAGAGAGAAAGACCCUUCACUUUUACUACAGCGGGCAAAAACGCAGGUGCGGUACCCCACAGAUUGGACAAAGAAGUGCCUCUUCUUCCUCUUGUAAGAUGAUGGCUGUGACUAAUUUGAUGAAGGUUACAGGUUUUCUGCACUUGCUUCUUGUGGGAUUCCUUCUGCCUCCAUCCCUAGUAUCUGGACAAAACUCCACUACGUCCACAAAUUCCACUUCUUCUGGGUCCCAAAGUACCUCGGCAACCCAACUCUCUUCCAGCUCCAGCACUAUGGUCCAGUCCUCUUCUGUUACUCCAUCUUCACAAAGCACAGCAACGUCCACAAAUUCCGUGAUGGCCUCCAGCAGUUCUGCUUCUGGAGGGAGCACAGGCUCAAACUGGACUUCUGGGACGAAUUAUUCAUCUGAUAUGCUAUACUGCCCCUCGUUCACCUGCUCCUACUCCCAAUGCUACUCAAAGUACUCCAGUGAGAAUGCCACUUCCUGCUCUUCUAACUACAACUGCCAGCUACUGAGGACAGCAGACAUGCAGUACAAUGUCAGCUGCAGCUCCUCUUGUGCAAUGAGCUGUGUCAACAGCUCUGACACCAACUGCUCUGUGAAAUGCUGCAACUCCACUGGAUGUCUCAAUGACACUUUUGCAUCCAUGAUGACAAUGACCACAGCAGGCACUGCAAUAUCAACAAUAACAACAACAAGAGCUCCUCAACCCACCACUGCAAUUGUCAUGACAACAACCAAUAAUGGAAACAAAUGUGUGAUGGGAACAUGUAUGGGGGAGACCUGCUACUCAAGUUUUAACAGACAAAACUUUGAAACAUGCACCUCUUCGAAGCCCAACUGUCAGUUGAAAAAGGAGACGGUGAACUCUGCAGUACAGUGGACAGCAGGUUGUGCAAACUGCACCGGCUCCCCCUCCUGCACGGCUUCUACGCAACCUCCAUGUUUUCUGGAGUGCUGCAUCGCCUCCAAGACCUCCUGCCUUAUGCUCAAUGGAACUCUCAAUGUCCCCUCUUUUGCUGUGAAAGGCCCCCACACACAACUGAUCACUUACUUACUCUGCGUGAUUUCCUCUGCUGCACUGUUUUUCAUUUUGUAGCUGGCCUACACUUUGACAUAGCUUCAUAUAAAAUAUAAAAAACAACAUUUUUGAUGCGUUGAAAAACUUUCACUUCUAAUCAGUUUAGAGUGCAUGUAAAAAUAUAAAAAUAAUCAGCUGAAAUUGUGAUUUCUGUAUUCUCAAUGUCAAUAAUUCUGUUUAUUUAUGUUUUCUGAAUGCUAUUUUUAAUAAAAGAAAAAUAUAAAUUUGGCAUUCUAUCUCAACGAAAGCAAUACGAUCUUCACAGUUCAGAUUUGAGUUCUUUACCAUUCUUUACCAUUAUAAAUAAAUUCUACAUUAAUUAUAUCUUUAAAUCCUGAUUUUAUGAUCCAAUGUAACGGUUUUAGUACUCUUUUUGCAUUAUUUUAAUCUGACAUGUUUUGUCUUUUAUUUUCUAUGUCAAAACCUGUUUAUAUUAUUCCUGAAUCUCAAAACUAUAAAGACAUAAUUAGCAGGUAAGUCUGACCAUCCUUUCGGCAUCAUAACUGUUUAAGAAAUGAACAUGUUUCUAUCCUUUCCCAAAUUACUGUGAACAAAAGCAGCUUUAAUUUAACUUGCACUUUAUGAGACACGAAUGUUGAUCUGUUACAGAACAUUGUGGAAGCUUAAAAUAACAUUUCUUUAGAGGAAACUUUAUUCAGAAAUGUGCAAUUCAGUACUCUCAUCUAUUCCUUGUCUUGUAGUUUGUAGAUUGUUCAUUAAAUGUCGUCAUCAUGUAGUUUUCAAAGUAUAUUUUAUGGUACAACAAUGUAGUGUAAAUGCUAGAAAAUUAUGUGCUAUUGUACUCUUGUUUUGUGAACUGUAAAAAAUGCAAAUUGUGUGCCUUAAAAUAAAGCUUUCUAAAUCUA